Closterium sp. NIES-67 is the source of this 3934-nucleotide messenger RNA. NCBI's taxonomy places the organism in Eukaryota, Viridiplantae, Streptophyta, Zygnematophyceae, Desmidiales, Closteriaceae. The record is from the annotation of a GenBank genome assembly.
GAUCAACAGCAUCCCAGAUUCCAUUGCUCGUGCUCAUAUCAAGCCAUUUGGCAGGGCCAGGAACUAGUUUCUCUACGGCCUGGUUCUGCCAAUCGCAGGCUCCUCCGGCAUCGCCUGAUCCUAAACGGGCACGCCACUGAUCGAACGACCGCCCAUUCGCAGACCUCGUUCGAACCUAAACUGCUAUCUCUCAUUGACAUCUGAGUUCUCCAUGCCUCCGAUCCACGCGACGGCUCUCGGGUGAAUCCGGUCGCUCUACUCGUAGUAACUUCUGUGAAUUUAGUUAAAAAUUGGAGUUCACCGUCACUAGCAGCCAUGGACGAUCUGAUCUCGUUAGGAGAGACGCUUCAGCAGGCGUCGUCGGCCCUCGUCGGCGACGACCUUCCGGACCCCGACGAUUCGCGCUCCAGCAGCGGCUCGUCGCCCGUCAUCCAGCUCGUCGUGCUCGGCGCUCCGGGCGCCGGAAAGUCAGCUGUUCUUAACACACUCAUUGGCCAUGCGGUCCUGCCAACAGCGGAAGGGGGAGCCACACGCUUCCCUGUUCUGGUCGACCUACAAAGGGACCCCAACUUGGGGGUAGGGAGCGUUCGCGCGAGUCUCGGGCCACGAGCUAACAUGCGAAAACCCUCGGAAGUGCGGCAGGCCCUGGUGGCGGACAUGGCACAGGCCAAGUCCAAGUCAAGGAGUCGCCAGGAGGCCCACCUCGUCCUCCGCUCACCCAUUGCGCCGCCAAUGCGCAUGGCGGAUCUUCCAGGAGUCGAACGGUCGUCAGACCUCGAUGGCACACUGCAAGACAACGUGGCGAAUCAGGAUGCCAUAAUCCUAGUUGUGGUUUCUGCCACACGCGUCAAGGAUUCUCUCAAGCUGCUGCGAGUGGCGCAUGACAUUGACCGGGAUGGCGCGCGGAGCAUUGGCGUAAUUACACAGUUUGAGCGGGUGGUGGCCGAUAAGCCAGCAGCGAAGCUGGCGCUGGAGCUGCUGCAGGGGCAGGGGGCAGCGAUGGCGCAGGAUUACCCAUGGGUGGCGGUGAUGGGGCAGCCGCUGGGGGACAAGGACACGGACGCGCCCAUGGACGAGGCGUGGGCAGGCGAGCAGAAGGCGCUGUUAAGUGUGAUGCGCGCGCUGGGGGUGAAGGGCAUGGAGGGCGCGAUGGGGCGCGACGCGCUGCUGCGCAUGAUUGCACGCACGAUGCGGAGAAAGAUGAAGGAGAAGAUCCCCAGGAUCAUGGCGGGUCUCGAGUCUCGCUCGGUGGACGUGGAGUCGGAGCUCUUGAGGCUCGGCGAGUCGCUCGUCUCCAACCUGCAGGGCUCUCGAGCCGUGGCUCUGGAGCUGUGCCGUGGCUUUGAGACGCGCUUCAUUGAGAACUUGGACGGCAGUGAGGGCGGGGGCUCGCAGAUGGUUGAGAAGUUUGUCGGCACGCUACCCCUGCGCUUCCGAGGCCUGCCACUGGAUGAGAUGUUUAACUUUGAUAACGUGAAAAAGGUGGUGGCAGAGGCAGACGGGUAUCAGCCGUACGUGAUCUCUCCCGAGAAGGGCCUUCGCCUGCUCAUCAAGCGAAGCCUCAACCUGGCCAAGCAGCCGGGGCUAGACUGUGUGGAUGAGGUGCACAAGAUUCUGCUGGACAUUGUUGUGGCAGCAGCGUCCACAGCUCCCUCCUUGGUCCGCUUCCCUCCGAUGAAGAAAGAGCUGGUUGCCAUUGCAUCAGCAGCGCUCGAUGAAUAUCGUGCAGAGGCGAAGGUGAUGGUGACGGCGCUGGUGGACAUGGAGAGGGUGUUCAUCCCCGCCACGCACUUCAUCGAGGCGGAGUACAAGCGCCAGGAGACGCUCUUCAAGGGGAUGAGCAAUGCUCGCAAGUCAGUCACCCGAGCGGGCGAGGGCCGGUUCGGCUCGUUCAUGUCAUCGAUGGGACGGAAAAAGGACGCCCCCGCUCCUCCCCCGCCCUCUGCUUCAUUCUCUGCUGCGGCCAGCCAGCCUCAAGAGCCGCCAAGGGAACUCGCAGGCUUCCUGUGGAAGGUCAGCUCCAAGGGAGGAUGGAGCAAGCGCUGGUUCGCCCUCAGUGACAAGACAGCCAGGCUGUACUAUGUGAAGAAGCCGGAUGAGAAGACUCCCAGAGGCGUCAUCCCUCUAGAGGACUGCAUUGUGGAGGACAACCUGUCCCCAGAGGAGGUCCCCUCAGCGUCGGACCUCAAGUCUGGAAGCCCUUCAGCUCAAUCGCUGUCGUUCAAAAUCAGUAAUCGCACCCCGUACAAGACCGUGGUCAAAGUGCACAACUCCCUCAUCCUUCGAGCCGACAGCUUAGCAGAGAAGCAGCAGUGGGUGCAGCGGCUGCGCAGCCACACCAAGGCGUUCAAAGAAGCCCCCUCGCCCCCGCCAGAAGCAGCAGGAGGGGAGGGGGACGACGCAGGGGGGGCGGAUGGGGAGAGGCAUGAGGGGGAGAACGGGCCUGGGGGCGUCCCCCCUGCGCCUGGGCUCCAGGGGGGACCUGGGGGAGGGGUAGCUGGGGGGGGAACCAGCGGGUGGUGAGUCCGGAGGAGGAGUUGAAGGCCAUGGCGACAGAAGUGAGGAGAUACGUGCAUGCUGUGCUGGCGCACCUGGCGGACAACAUCCCCAAGGCCAUAGUUCUGACUCAAGUGGAGAAGGCCAAGGACGCCAUGCUCACAAAGCUGUACCAGAAAGUCAGUGAGCUGUCGGACGAUAGCUUAUCAGUGCUGCUGCAGGAAGAUAUGGAGAGCAAGGCCAAGCGAGAGCGGUUCAAGCACCUGCAGGGGGCUCUGCUGAAGCUGAAGCGUUCUCUCAGCUUGCAUGAGGCCAGAGCGUCAGCGGAAGAAGAGGCUGGAGGAGGUGAGAAGGAUAAGGUGGACGACUGGAGAGCAGCAUUCAACAAGGCAUCGCCCAUGACCUCAGUGCAGGAAGAAUUACCGUCCCCCAAGUCCUCUGCUCCUGCUCUCUCCCCAACCUCCUCCAAGCCUGCCCGAACCUCCUCCGGACCUCCCAAGGGAUCAGGCUCGGCAGGAGCAGGAGGAGGAGGGGCAGGUUCGUCCCCCGCUCCUGGCGCCUCCCCUGCUGCAUCUCAAGCUGUUGCCUCCGCUGCUGCUGCUGCUGCUGCCGCUGCUGCUGCUGCUGCAGCGGCAGGGAGAGGGGGAGCAGGAGCAGGAGGGGGGGCAGGAGGGGCAGGCGGGGCAGGCGGGGCUGGUUCUGCAGGCUCCCCUUCCCCAUCCAUCUCGUAUGCUCCGAGAACCAGCAUGAGCAUGGCGCCAUCUACAACCAGUCCCAUGGGAGGGGGCGGGGGCAUGGGCAUGCCUGGCAGCUCAAGCCUUGGGGGGUAUGGUGGGAGUGUUGGCAUGAGCAGCAGUGCUGGCGCAGCAGCAGGUUUCGGCAGCGGCAGCAGCGGAGGUGCUAGGGGAACACCGCCUAUGGGUGCUCCUCCUAUGGGCAGUGCGCCAAUGGGCCAGCCAAUGGGGCAGCCGAUGGGUGCACCUAUUGCGACGGGCCCUCCCCGCAAUCCGUCCCCGCUGCGGCAGAUGCUGAGUGGUGUGGGCAUGGGCAGGAGAGUUCCCCCGCCUCCCCCAACCACCUCUGCCCCCACGUAUAAAUACCCUUAACUCUGCCAUUGAGAAAGCUUGCUUUCUUGUCCUUUGCAAUAGGCAUCGUUCUCAUUUCAAGUGGCAUGGUACAAUAGUCGCUUACUAGCUUAUAAGAAUCUAAACAUACACGCAUCAUGAUCCUAGUUGUGUGCUCCCGUUCAAGUGACCGGCUGUCCAUUGGAGAUGGGCGGUUGUCUAGAGGGGGGGGGGGUGGGAAGGUUGACUGAGCCGUUUGAAAAAUGAGAGACGUGGGUGGAGGUAAAUGAGCUCCAACCCAGGUAUAUGUAGUUGGAGAAGGGCGAGUAGCGCGCUUCGACGAUGCCCAACGCUUCAGUACAAUCAGCUUCGCU